This is a messenger RNA of Dermacentor silvarum, 1005 nucleotides long. RefSeq lists its product as uncharacterized. The transcript has 6 exons. The record is from RefSeq and is a predicted model, not a curated record. The coding region runs from base 1 to 1005 and encodes 334 amino acids. Gene Ontology annotation, cellular component: intracellular membrane-bounded organelle; membrane. Lineage: Eukaryota; Metazoa; Arthropoda; Arachnida; Ixodida; Ixodidae. Gene Ontology annotation, biological process: lipid transport; transmembrane transport. Gene Ontology annotation, molecular function: ATP binding; lipid carrier activity; ATP hydrolysis activity.
AUGACUGAAGAAUGCCUGAUAUGCUAUGAUGAGAUUGUCCUCCUUGAGACUGCAUUUCGAUUUGAGACCCUGCCCAGGAGCCUUAAAGUACUGUUGGUCUGCCCUUCCCACGGUGCCAAGGAAGCUCUGAAGAACGUAAGCUUCCAGGCCUACGAAAAGCAAACCACCGCACUGGUGGGUCGUAACGGUGCUGGAAAAACGACUAUCAUGAACGUCGUCGCAGGUCUACAGAAGCCGACUUCUGGUCGCGUGUUCGUCUGCGGCUACGACGUAGUCAAACACACGGACCUGGCCCGUGCUACCAUCGGCUUCUGCCCACAACGGGACCUACUCUUCAGCGACCUCACAGUCUGGGAACAUUUAAUGUACUUCGGCACCCUAAAGCAAAUGCAUCCUGGACCACUGAAGAGUGCCGCAGAAGACAUGCUGGUCGCGGCGAACCUGGAAGACGACGUGCGCACUUUGGUACAAGAUCUCAAGAGGGGCCCAACGAAGCUACUCAGUAUCGCCAUCGCCACCCUUGGCAAGCCAAAGGUGGUUGUCAUCGACGAGCCCACCUCGGGCCUGGACCGGUACAACACGCAGCUCGUGUGGAACAUGCUGCUGCGCGUGCGGCGUUCGAGCGCGCUGCUCAUCUCCACCCAUGACAUGACCGAGGCGGACGUUCUGGCCGACCGCGUCGUCAGCCUCACCCAGGGCAUCGUCGUCUGCAACGCCUCGCCGACCCACUUGAAGAGCAUCUACGGUGUCGGCUACAAGGUGAGCCUAAAGAAGAGCACCAGGGUGCCAUUUCAGAAGCAACAGGUGCUGUCAAUACUGCGGCGGUACGUGCCAUCGGCCGAACUGCUGCACGACGAGCCAGAACAUGCCACCAUCGGGCUGCACACAGUCGUCUCAAAGGAUUUCGACCGGAUGUUCCGCGAACUGGAAAGGGCCGGCGCGCGUUUGGGCAUCCGCUCUAUUGGGCUCACUGUCUCCACGCUCAAGGAUAUCUACCUCAAGUGA